Messenger RNA from Xiphophorus maculatus (southern platyfish), 1492 nucleotides. Its product is annotated as tetraspanin-8-like. The transcript has 9 exons. The record is from RefSeq and is a predicted model, not a curated record. The coding region runs from base 110 to 919 and encodes 269 amino acids. Lineage: Eukaryota; Metazoa; Chordata; Actinopteri; Cyprinodontiformes; Poeciliidae. Gene Ontology annotation, cellular component: membrane.
ACUUGUUGCUCCUGGGUUUUUCAUCGCUCCUGCUUGCUCGCGGUUCUCCAGAACUCCCAAGUUCUCAGUUGAAGAAAGUUCAUUUUCGGUGCCGUUUUUAGCCGCAGCCAUGGCCCAGAUAAACAGCUGCCUCAAGCGGACCUUCAUCGUUUUCAACUUGUUCUUCGCGCUUGUCGGAGCAAUCAUCCUCUGCCUCGCUGUGGUCUCCCAAGUCCUCACCAGCGGUGAAGAUGGUGAUAUGGAGAAUCGGACCACUGGGCUCGUCUGCCUGUACAUCAUGGGGGCCGUCACCAUGCUGCUCGGCCUGCUGGGAGCCUACGGCGCUUACAAGGAGCACAAGAUCUCUCUGAUUGUGUUCCUGGUCUGCAUGGUCAUUGGGUCUUUGGUGAUGAUCCGAUCAGGAAUCCCAGCAGCCAUUAUUCGUCCUGAGGUGGAGGGAUUCCUGGUGGAAAAGUUCAGGACUCUUCUGCCUCUCGACACGGCGACGAUCCGAGAGAAGCACUUGGUCGACAGCCUGCAGACUCAUUUGCACUGCUGCGGCCUGUUCAGCUACACAGACUGGAACGAAGACAUCCCGUCCUCCUGCGAUUGCCCCUCCAUCGAGGAUGAGGAACCAUUUACAUGCAAGCUGGUCCCUGGCAUGAACCGCUAUCCUUUUGUGAGGCAAAGCAGGUCCAUCUACAGUAAGCCAUGUGUCCCCAUCGUGAUGUAUUACGUCCUGCUGGUGGCUGACAUCUCACUGGGGGUCAUCUUCACUCUGGCUGCUCUGGCUGUUCUGGGCAUGAUUCUGUCCUCCAUCAUGAUCCACCAGCUGCGUCAUCCCAACAGAACCCCCGUCGUCCUCAACGUUCCCACCAUCUUCAUUCCAGGACCACCAAAGUACCACGAGCUGCAAAACGAACUCCCCCCUCCCUACUAAAGGAGCACUGCCACAUUUCUGUUGUGCUUCAGGAUGUUUUUCUUCUUCUUCUGCCGUUUCUCUGACUGCUUCCAAAGUGCCUUUCAUUCCUCCAACAAGGGAGAAACUCUCCAGAGAUUACUCUGCACCAGCUUUGAAAGUUUUAUUUUUAAACCAUAUUUUACAUUUUUUCAAUGUUUGGUUUUAAUUAUCUGGGAGAGUUUUAAGAAAAAUAAGAUAUUUACUUUCAUCUGUUUCUAAAUCAUCAUGCAAAAAAUAUUUUAACAAGUUUGGUUUACUAUUAAGUACUAAAAGUUAGGAGAAAGCCAUAAAACAUUUUCAUCAUCAGAGUUCUAACCUAAUUUAGUUUUUAUAUAUUAAACCUCUAGAUAUGCAGCUUUAUGUUUGUUUAACCAAAAGCAACUUCCUUGCACACUUAAUGCCUUCUAAAGGAGCUGUUUAAAUUUUAUUUUUAAUAAAGCUUAAAAAUUGACAAUGAAUGUUUACAAACAGGAGUUUGUUUCUGCUUGUUAAUCUUUUUACGGUAGACAGAUUUUUGUUUGGGCUUAAAGGGAAAUAAAACUAUAAAAUAAA